Messenger RNA from Erinaceus europaeus (western European hedgehog), 2705 nucleotides. RefSeq names its product NOC2 like nucleolar associated transcriptional repressor (gene NOC2L). Gene Ontology annotation, cellular component: nucleoplasm; Noc2p-Noc3p complex; nucleolus. NCBI's taxonomy places the organism in Eukaryota, Metazoa, Chordata, Mammalia, Eulipotyphla, Erinaceidae. The coding region runs from base 124 to 2379 and encodes 751 amino acids. The record is from RefSeq and is a predicted model, not a curated record. Gene Ontology annotation, biological process: negative regulation of transcription by RNA polymerase II; ribosomal large subunit biogenesis. The transcript is spliced from 19 exons. Gene Ontology annotation, molecular function: histone binding; transcription corepressor activity.
GAAGAACCGUAGAGCCAACCACAGAGCGAGGUGCGGCCGGGGGCGGGGCCAGCCCGGCGGAAGUGCGGCUGGCGCUCGGCAUUCUGGAGCCGGAAGUGCGGCGCACGCUUCAAGCUGGUGAUCAUGGCGGGUUCGCCGAGCCAUCCGAGGAAGAGGCGCCUGGCGGAGCUGACGGUGGAUGAGUUCCUGGCCUCAGGCUUCGAUUCCGAGUCCGAGUCGGAGGCAGAAGGAGCUUCCCCAGGGGAGCAGCGGGCGGCGCGCGCAAUCCCCCGGAGUCCUGAGCGGUCGGGCGGCAGCCCCCCGGCCAGCCGGCAUAAGGGCCGUGCAUCAGAGCACAAGGACCAGCUCUCCCGGUUAAAGGACAGAGACCCCGAGUUUUACAAGUUUCUGCAGGAGAAUGACCAGAGCCUGCUCAACUUCAGCGACUCGGACAGCUCUGAGGAUGAGGAGGGGCAGCUCCACACCCUGCCCAACAGGCUGGAGGAAGCAAGUGAGGAGGAGACAGAUAAAGAGGAUGAGGACAGGGGGCUCAGAGACCCAGAGGGCAAGAAGAGGCCUUCGACCCCUGUGACCCUUGGCAUGGUCGAGAGAUGGAAGCAAGCAGCUAAGGAGCGCCUCACCCCCAGGCUGUUCCACCAAGUGGUGCAGGCCUUCCGGGCAGCUGUGGCCACCACACAGGGAGAUCAGGAAGGUGCCGAGGCCAGCAGGUUCCAGGUGUCAGACAGUGCUGUGUUCAAUGCGCUGGUCACCUUCUGUAUCAGGGACCUGCUUGGUUGUCUGCAGAAGCUGCUGUUUGCAAAGACCCCUCAAGACAGCCACAGGCUGCUGCAGCCAGCCAGCAGCCCACUGUGGGGGAAACUCCGGCUGGAUGUCAGGGGCUACCUGAGCGCCAUCAUCCAGUUGGUGGCCUGUGUGGCGGAGCCGUCUGUGGCAGCCGCUGUCUUGCAGCACAUUAACAACGCCGCCCCCUACUUCCUGACCUUCCCCAAACAGUGCCGCAUGCUGCUCAAGAGGAUGGUGGUGCUGUGGAGCACAGGCGAAGAGACACUGCGGGUGCUGGCCUUCCUGGUCCUCGCCCGGGUCUGCCGACACAAGAAAGAAACCCUCUUGAGCCCCAUCCUCAAGCAAAUGUACAUCACUUACGUGCGGAACUGCAAGUUCACCUCACCGGGUGCCCUGCCCCUCAUCAACUUCAUGCAGCGCACACUGACCGAGCUGCUGGCCCUGGACCCCGGCCUGGCCUACCAGCACGCUUUCCUUUACAUCCGCCAGCUGGCCAUCCACCUGCGCAAUGCCAUGGCCACCCGCAAGAAGGAGACCUACCAGUCAGUGUACAACUGGCAGUUCGUGCACUGCCUCUUCCUGUGGGGCCGUGUGCUUAGCACCAUCUGCCCCCGUGACGCACUGCAGCCUUUGGUCUACCCCCUUGCCCAGGUGAUCAUCGGCUGUAUCAAGCUAGUCCCCACAGCCCGCUUCUACCCACUGCGCCUGCACUGCGUGCGUGCCCUCACACUGUUGUCAGAGAAUACAGGCACCUUCAUUCCUGUGCUGCCUUUCAUCCUUGAGGUUUUCCAGCAGGUUGACUUCAACCGGAAGCCAGGGCGUAUGAGCCCCAAGCCCAUCAACUUUGCUGUCAUCCUUAAGCUGUCCAAGGUCAACCUGCAGGAGAAGGCCUACCGAGAUGGGCUAGUGGAGCAGCUGUACGACGUCACGCUGGAGUACAUGCACAGCCAGGCCCACAGCAUCGCCUUCCCUGAGCUGGCGCUACCCGCUGUGCUGCAGCUCAAGUCCUUCCUGCGUGAGUGCAAGGUGGCCAACUACUGCCGGCAGGUGCGCCAGCUGUUGGAGAAGGUGCAGGAGAAUGCCACACACAUUUGUAGUGGGCGCCAGGGGCUCACCAUCGGUGUGGCAGACCAGCAAGCGGUGGAUGCCUGGGAACAGCAGACCCGCCAGGCUGGCACCCCACUCAGCAGGUACUACAGCCAGUGGCGGAAGCUGAGGGACCGUGAGAUUCAGCUAGAGAUCAGCGGCAAGGAGCGGCUAGAAGACCUGAACUUCCCAGAGAUCAAACGGCGCAAGCUUGGGGACAGGAAGGAGGAGGACAGGGCAGCAUUCAAGGACCUGUUUGACCUGGACAGCGAUGAGGAUGAGGACACCUUCUCAAACAAAGCGACAUCUGGGUGUCUGAGAGUCUCUCAGGAGGAGGAGGAAGAAGAGGGCAGCAGCAGCAGUGACCAAGAGGAAGAAGGCAGCAGCUCGGAGGAUGGAGGUGCAGACGCAGACGCAGAGGCGGGGCUGGAGCCUGGGGAGCUGUGGCGGCUGGCCCAGGGGCCGGAGGACGAACUGGAGGACCUGGAGCUCUCAGAGGAAGAGGACUGAGGGCUUCCUGCCAGGCACCCACCCAGGCACCCUGAGGUGCCAUGGAACAUAGGCCAGAGCCAGAGGACAGGCUUUUAUUUUUACAUGAUACUAGAGAGUACCAAGGGUCAUGCCAUUAUCUGGAACCAUGGCCUGGGGUGGUGAGUGAGGUCCCCUAAGGGCUCUGCUGUGACCCUGCCUGAGGUCAGGGUGCUGGGACCACUCCAGGAGGGUGCAAGACUAGCUGUCCCCUUCCUGUCUUUGGUUUGUCUGUGGGGUCAGCCCCACUCCCCAGGCCAUCUGCACCAGGUGCUGCUAGUCACUCACAGAAAGUCUUUCCUUUUGAA